Messenger RNA from Salvia splendens (bonfire salvia), 1052 nucleotides. Its product is annotated as protein HHL1, chloroplastic. Lineage: Eukaryota; Viridiplantae; Streptophyta; Magnoliopsida; Lamiales; Lamiaceae. The record is from RefSeq and is a predicted model, not a curated record. The transcript has 6 exons. The coding region runs from base 63 to 782 and encodes 239 amino acids.
AAUCAUGAUUCUUCAAAAUUUGUACUCAAAAUUAAGAGAGGGAGAGAGAGAGGUGUGUGGUUAUGGAGGUAGCGAUGUCUCUGAAUCCAUUGGUGCGACUCCCCUUAUCCUCCAAUGGAAGAAUGCAGGGUGAUUCAGUCAUCAGACACUCAAUCUUUUCGACAAGAACAUCUUCAACCAAUCAAAAGCCCCACAGAUUGAUGGUGAUUGAAGCUAAAGGCAAGAAAGGAAUGGCUUCUCGACAGUACCAGCGGACCCCACCGCCCCCUCUUCCCAAGCUUGAAGAUGAUGGCAACCCCAAGUUUGUUGUCUUCAUUCGCAUGGCUAAUGUUUACCUUUGGUAUCCUCUUAAUAUUGUGACUGGUGGGACAACAGCAAAAAUCAUGGUGGCUGCAAAGGAUAAUUUUCUUGGCAAAUAUAUAUACAAAGACACUCUAGCUAGGAAUCUUGCAGCAGUCAUCUAUAAAGAUGAAAAGGAAAUACAGAAGAUGGCACAGAAACAGUUUCGUGUGUUGCGGUCUGCCAGAGAUUUCCGAUACGGCUACAAACUUGUUGAAAAUAACAAUUUGAGGGCCGCACUUGCUGCGAAUGAUGUAAUCGAGCUUCCCAGACCAGAAGAACUCAAAACCGUUGUUGACAAGGUGAAGGACUUCUUUGGCGACGCCAAAGAAUCUUUCGGGAAGAUGACAUUCUUGGACACGGGAGAUGAUUCGUCAGAAGACGAAGUUACUAAAGAGGCUCCUAAAGAAAAAUCCAAGGAGAAAUCUCCGGUGAAGAGCUGAAUCUACACUGCCAGAGAAAGAAGUUAAAGACUUUACAGAGGCAUGGACAACAAUCACCACAUCAUUUGUUUAUAUAGAACAGUUUCAUAUUCCAGUCAUCUUUUAGCUUUAGAUCUGUCCUUGAAUUAUAACUUUGAGAUGACUUUUCUUGGCAUAUUCACCGUUUGAAUUGAUCAGGGAAACAUGCUAUGGUGUUGUGAAUAUUAUAUGGAUUUUGAAUAUAGAAAUCGAAUCAAGUGUGUGAUAUCAUGCUAAAAUUAGUAGUAUUAA